AUGGUAUCAAGUCAGAAAAUUUCAUGGAGACACUGGAUCAGUAAUCAUGAUGAAAAAUCUAUUGCUGAUUUUAAUGAAACAAUCAGUUUAAAAACUGAACAAUAUGGAUUGGACAAUGUUUAUAAUUCAGAUGAAAGUGGUGUUUUUUACAAGACAAAGCCACUAGUAAAAUCAGUCAAUAAUAUAAAAAUCAUUAAAAAGAGGACCAAAAAAUUCGUUCGCCAUCAAUCCGAUAGAUUUGCACGUGUGAAGAAAAAUUGGAGAAAGCCGAAAGGUAUUGACAAUGUGGUUCGCCAGAGAUGCAAGGGAACAAGGAGAACCCCAAAGAUAGGAUAUGGAUCGAAUAAACGUACCAAGAAAAUGCUUCCAAAUGGCUUAAGAAAAUUUCGUAUAAAUACCAUUAAAGAUGUUGAUAUCCUUCUAAUGAAUAAUGGGAGAUUUUGUGGUGAAAUUGCUGGAACUAUUUCCAGCCGUAAACGGAAGGCUAUAGUGGAAAGAGCUGAUCAAUUGGGCGUUUACAUAACCAAUAGAAAUGCCAAACUUCGAACUGAUCUUAAGGACUAG
This is a messenger RNA of Octopus sinensis (East Asian common octopus), 564 nucleotides long. RefSeq names its product 60S ribosomal protein L32-like. Gene Ontology annotation, biological process: translation. Gene Ontology annotation, molecular function: structural constituent of ribosome. Lineage: Eukaryota; Metazoa; Mollusca; Cephalopoda; Octopoda; Octopodidae. Gene Ontology annotation, cellular component: ribosome; cytosolic large ribosomal subunit. The record is from RefSeq and is a predicted model, not a curated record. The coding region runs from base 1 to 564 and encodes 187 amino acids. The transcript is spliced from 4 exons.